Molecule: messenger RNA, 312 nt
Organism: Strongylus vulgaris
Lineage: Eukaryota; Metazoa; Nematoda; Chromadorea; Rhabditida; Strongylidae
Source: the annotation of a GenBank genome assembly
AAUUGGAUUAAAAUCGGUUCAUCUGUUUAUCACACCGUUAUGGGUGACGACUUCAUGGAUGACGACGAGGAUUACGGCUUUGAAUAUGAAGAUGACAGCGGGAGUGAACCCGAUGUUGAUCUUGAAAAUCAAUAUUAUACUGCCAAAGGGUUGAAAAGUGAAGGAAAAAUCCCAGAAGCAAUUGCAAGCUUUGAAAAGGUGCUCAAUCUGGAACAGGAAAUGGGUGAAUGGGGUUUCAAAGCUUUGAAACAAAUGGUCAAAAUCACAUUCAAUUCGGUAUGUGAUAGCUCCUUCAUUAUGUUCCAGUUGUGA